AUGUUGAUGAACCUUAAUGGUCGCGAACAUACAAGAACUGCGUUCGAGAACCUCUGCAGUGCGGUGACGCCCAAGCUCGAAGUGAAGACAAUAUUCCGCCCUGAGCUUGGGGGACUUUCUCUCAUCGGCAUAAGUUUGGCAUUAGUUAGUGAAGCGAGGGGAACUCUGUUGAGGAUUACCAUGCCCAUAAAUAUUCCAUAA
This is a messenger RNA of Colletotrichum acutatum, 201 nucleotides long. RefSeq lists its product as uncharacterized. The coding region runs from base 1 to 201 and encodes 66 amino acids. The transcript has a single exon. The record is from RefSeq and is a predicted model, not a curated record. Lineage: Eukaryota; Fungi; Ascomycota; Sordariomycetes; Glomerellales; Glomerellaceae.